CUGGUGGUUCUGGACGCAGACACCAUCAACCACCCGGCCCAACUGGGAAAGACCUCCCUGGCCCCUAUCAUCGUCUACGUCAAGAUCUCCUCUCCUAAGGUGAGACCAAGCAAGGCAAACAAGUGGUAACUUAUAUCUAGUCUGGUUCCCUUUCAGUCAGUCAACUUCGGUACACGGGAGGCUACUCGAAGAGAGAGGGCAGCCAGGUUCGGUGGUAUCCCCCGCCGCCUGUGUCUGCCUCGGUCAAGCACUGGCUUCCUCUCUUCCCAGACUUCUUAAUGAAGGGUCCGGUCCCACCUCAGUGAUCCAGUUCUACGUGGACUUUCAAGACCGGGCUAGCUAAAUGAGCGUUGCAUAGCAUGCUAAGCAGGUUGGCUAACUUGCCGAGGCGAGCCAGCUAUAAUAGCUAUUACUGACUCCCUACUGUGGUGUUGCUGGGGUAGCUCUCUUGUUUAGUAUACAGUGGGGAGAACAAGUAUUUGAUACACUGCCGAUUUUGCAGGUUUUCCUACUUACAAAGCAUGUAGAGGUCUGUAAUUUUUAUCAUAGGUACACUUCAACUGUGAGAGACGGAAUCUAAAACAAAAAUCCAGAAAAUCACAUUGUAUGAUUUUUAAGUAAUUAAUUAGCAUUUUAUUGCAUGACAUAACCUUUAGGAAAACCUUGCCACAUAAACACACAGCCAAGUUCCACAGUUUGGACUGGUGUUAAAAGUGUUGCCUCCCGAAUGUGAGUUCAAUGAAAAGUGUUCCUUCUCCAUGUUCAGACACACGGUUGUCAGGAGUGGUGGAAAUAGAAGAAGAACCAAUCUCUCACAGUCCACAAGGUGGUGUCCCGCCCCUUCAGAUGGCACUUCACGGGAGUCUCGUUGUCUGCUCCGACCAAUGGUGCGCAUGUGCAGUGUCACCCUGGAUCAUGCUAACAGUGACUUUAAGAUACAGGCUACAAUUUGUUGUGCAUUCCCCACGCUUCUGCAGCAUCAUCACAUCGACUGUUCCAAAGGCCUCAGUGCCCUUUUCGAGGGAGAAAAUAUCCUCCCGUCUCCAGAAGCAGGCAAUCUGAGUGGUUCCUAUGUCGAAGAUCCGGGACUGCUAGUAUAGCUGGUAUUCCUGGUUACGAAAACGGACGGGACUUUGCAUCCUAUUCUAGAACUACGUGCCCUCAGCAAGCACCUCAGAGUCUACAAACUAAGAAUGCUCACGAGCCGAUGGCUAUUACAUCGAUUGGCUGGUGGCAGAGUAUGUGAGCGGAGUUGAGUGGUCGGAAAUCCCACUUGCGCACCACUCAGGCGCUCCACGUCUUUUCCAACCGCUCCGCUAAUAACUGCUCCUCGCAGGGAAAACAACUGCCGCUCCAAAUUCGCUCCAUUCAUUAAAAUCACCAUUUAACCAACACCCAUCUAUUUUUGUGACCACCUGGACCUACCAUUUGGUUUUGAUGUAUUGAAAUAUGAUUUGAAUGAAAAGUAUUUUCAUAAAAACAUGAAAAGGUGACUGUAAGAAGCACUCAUCAUUUGAAAUAGGCUACAUUAAAUUACAUUACAUUGAAAGGCAUAUAAACACUCUAAAUUGGUCAGGAGCCAGAUAGGUAGCCUAAGAAGAAACUAAAAUGUAUUAUUUAGGCUAUAUUAUAAGCCUAUUAUUUCAAUUAUUUCAAGGUUAUAGCCUACAAAGAAAUACAUUGUGAAGCAUUUGCGAGUGCAACACACUAGGUUGGCAGGGACAUUAAGCGCUCAUCAUUUAAACAACAUUUUGUUGCAUUAAAUCAUUAUAGUCAAUAAAUUGCGCAUAUAGGCUGUGACUUAAAUACAAAUGAAACAAAAAUACCUUAUUAGGCUCAGUCUACGGUGCCUUUGAAUUCAUUUUUACAAACACGAGUUUGGCCAGAAUCUGGCAUCAGGCUCAUGCGAGGGUGCCUGGAGAGCAGGCCAGCAGCAGAGAAUACCCUCUCCGCGCUUGCAGAGCCACUGGGAAUGCUAAACACCUUUCAGGCCACUCUUGCCAGGCUGGGCAGGGAUGCAGAGUUGUUUUUAAAAAUGUUUAUAGGUAGGCCUAAAGGUUUUUAGGCAAAAUAACCCUAUCAAAACGUAAAGCUCCUUGAAAGAGGUAAUAUGUCAGGCCUAUUGGGCCAAAAUAAAUUAUAGCCUAUUGUAUAGAUAAUAUAACAUCACCACACUCCCUCUCUUGCUCUUGGUCCUCCUCAUCUUUGUAAGACACCUUGAUUUUGCACCUGAGUGUUUUAUCAUUUUCUUUAUGAAAACAUUUAGCGAACUCCAUGACAGUAGCUAAAGCAAGGGGCUAUAGAAGCACACAAAUAGCCUACAAAUGCAUGCUGGGCCGGGCAUGCCCUGAGCUCGUGAAGUGAGCGGUACUGGAGUGAAAUUGGAGCGGGGUGAGAAGGGUGACGCUCCAGCCUUUGGGAAACUUGCUUCACGCUCCAGUCAAAUUGAGCAUGCGCCACUCCAGCGUCGCUCACAUACUCUGGCUGGUGGCGGCGGAGUCAAGGGGGCAAGCAGUGUUACACACAUCCAGCGCAUUCCGUUUCUAGGUCUCAAGCUACUCACUCGCGUAUCACACUUUUCUAUUAACACGGAGGGUGUCCGGGUUCCGGCUCUGCUUAGCCAAGUUUCGUCUGGGUCACACAGUGCGUUUUCACCAGUCCUUAUGCUUACUGGGGAUGAUGGCUUCUGUGAUGGAAGUCGUUCCCGUGGGGUUAUUGUUAAUACGGACCUUUCAGCGCUGAGUGCUAGCUACUCACCUGGACGCAUUUCUCAGCCUAAGCCGGUCGCUUCGGGUAUCCCUGUCAAGCCUACGGGCCAUGGCCCAGUGGUGGGACCCUCUGCUAUUGUCAGGGGGCACCCAUGGGCUGAGUUGUAUCCCGCAAGGUGAUCAUGACAAACGCAUCCCCCGAGGGUGGGGUGCGCUGUACGAAGGCAACUCGAUUUGGGGGUUAUGGAUACUGGUUGCAGAGCGCACUGCAUGUCGAUUACCUGGAGUAUCUGGCGCUCAGGCGCUUUCCCCUGUUCUUGUCAGGCUGGCUUGUGCUGGUCAGAACCGACAAUAUGUCAGUGGUGGCAUGCAUCAACAGAUUGGGAGAGACCGUCUCUCUCCCUCCUAACCUUCGCUCGAUCCCUAUUGCUGGGGAGCAGUGUGCACAUGCUUUCGCUUUAGGCGACGCAUGUCCCCGGUUGCCUCAACUCAACUCAGGUGCAGAUCUUUUAUCCAGGUGGGACCCUCUCUCUCAGGAGUAGAUGCUCUCCCAGGUAUGGGACAUUUUUGGCAGGGCCGACGUAGAUCUUUACGCAUUUACGCACGUAGGUCUUUACGCAUAUAUCUUUACGACGUAGAUCUUUACGCAGUGUCAUCUAUUUUUCUCAAUGAGGGACCCAAGUGCCCCGUUGGGAACAGACGCACCAGUGGCCUUGGACCCUCCUUUACGCAUUUCCGCCAGAGGCUCUUAUUCAGCCCACGGUGGAGUGGGUGUGCCGGGACGGCUUACCAUUGAUUCUUGUGGCUCCCCAGGCAGCCUUCGUUCGCGGAGAUCAUUCACCUUUUAGGCGGAGACCCGUGGAAACUCCCGUUAGGCAUGGACCUGUUGUCCCAGGUGCACAGGCAGGUUUGGCAAGCGAGGCCCCUGGUGGUUCCUGAAAGGUGUAAUUUGUCUCAGAACCUAUUCCACCCACAUGGGACUUGGCGCUGGCUUUAGAGGCACUGUGUGCAGCCCCCUCUGGAGUCGGUGGAUCUGAAGAUCCUCUCCUACAAAUCCUCCCUGCUCGUGGCUUUGGCCUAGGCUAAAAGUGUUGGGGACCUCCACGCGUUAUCCCUACAACCUUCCUGUACUCAGUUGGCCCCGGGCGUCCAAAUGCGGCCUUCGCCCCAAAAGUCAUGGCUAUGUCCUACAGGUCCUUAGCUUUUGCGCUAUUGGCCUUUUCACCUCCCCCUUUUGCUUCUGAAGAGCAACAGAGGUUACAUGUCCUAUGUCCGGUGCGAGCUUUACGCACGUACAUUAAACGGACCCGGGAUAUCCGGUUAUGUGACCAACCUUUUGUCUGUUUUGCUAAUCCAGCUGGCAGCAUCUUGGGCGUUGUUUAAAGGGUUGACUAUAGGAAAUAUUUGUGCUGCGGCGAGUUGGGCAUCACAACACACUUUUGUGAGGUUUUAUAGCUUGGAUGUCACUGCUCCCAGUAUAGCACACAGCGUGCUUACGCUUGGGACAGGGGAAAGUCACUAGACAGCGCGCCGUGUUCGCAAUGCCCAGACUGCCACAUCUGGCGGGGUUAGGUUGGGGUGGUCUUCCAUGGGCUGUUUCAUUUAGUAUCCGUUGGGGCGUGAUUAUAUUUCCCAAUAGUAUGUUGUACCAAAGAUGACUGACUGAAAGGGAACGUAACGCUACGAUUACAACUACUGUUCCUUGAAGGAGGGAAAUUAGGUACAACACCUGUUUGGCUCCGCAUCGCCCGCUCCUGGGCUCAGUGAAGAGCAGUAUUAAAUUGAAGGAAUGAAUUCAACCCUCACGCUUAUCACCUGUGGAAGGUGGGGCUUCCAGUGAGGCGUGGAUUUCAUUGGCCUUGUCAGGCGUGACUUCAUCCGAAGUUGCGAGAGUGCUACUCCCCAUACAUAGUAUGUUGUACCUCGUUUCCCUCCUUCAGGGAACAGUAGUUAUAGUCAUAACAUUAUGUUCAUUCACAAUCCACAAUUUCCAUUCUACGAAUACAUGUGGUAGUUUACAUGACAGGGUACUAGGGCAGUUUGUAUUACAUGGUUAUUAUUCCAAUGCUAACCUUUAUUUUCUAGUCAUGUAUUCAACCAACCUUCCAUCUCACACACAGUAAUAAUGUACAGAAGUUUAUUAUUAUUAUUAUUAUUUACUAAGUUGUUCAAACAAGAUCAUUCCAAGUCUAAGUGAUUUAUAUAAUAUGUGUAAGUGUGUAAAGGUAGAUGCAGGCCAGUAGAGACUGGUCCCCUCCAGACAGUAUGAAAGAAGUGAGUGUCAGAUUGAUGAAGUAAACAGAGCUGAAGUGAAAGUCUCGUCCUGAGACUCUGUGAGAAGUAGUGAAGUAGUCUCCUACUGGUUUAUAGAUGUCUAUGGAUGUCCCUGGUGCAUUGGGGAGCCAAUGGAUGUGUCUUGUCACUGCUCAUAUCGCCUUUUUCUAACUGAAUGGCGUCCUGCUCUGGUUUUUAAAUAUGGCCUUUUUUAAAGCUCCGACUACUCAGCUCGUCUAAAUGGGAGAGAGUCAGGUGUGUGAGGAGACUGAUUCAUCACGAUGACCUUCAGUUGUCUGUAAAUAACACUCAUGAUUCAAAGAUCAAUACAAACGCUGCCAUUUGAGUAACAUAAAAAGGGAAAGAAGGCAUAGCUGAAGAUCUGUGAAAUACGGCCGCUAAAUCAAAGUGUUGUCAGUCUAAAUCCCAUCUCGAUGAGAUAAACCAAGCCUAUCUGACACCUCUCGUCUCCUCUUUUCAUCAACUACUGCUGCUGUGAAUCAGUAGGAUCACAGUUCUACUGUGGUACUGAUGUUAGAUUGAAGUUUCCACGUUGCUGCUACAUUGGAGUUGACUUCGUUACAGUGCUGACGAUGCUGUGAUGUGAUGGAGUUGACUUUGUUAGGGUGUUGGCGAUGCUUGCAUGUGAUGGAGUUGACUUUGUUACGGUAUUGACGAUGCUUUCAUGUGAUGGAGUUGACUUCGUUACGGUGUUUAUAUGCUUUCAUAUGAUGGAGUUGACUUUGUUAUGGUGCUGAUGGUGUCAUGACUCUCAUGCCUCUCUCUCAUAUUUCCCAAAGGUUCUGCAGAGGCUCAUCAAGUCCAGAGGGAAGUCCCAGGCCAAGCACCUCAACGUCCAGAUGGUUGCUGCAGACAAACUGGCCCAGUGCCCUCCCGUGAGUAUAGCCACACCACUGGCCAGAGGUCUCUGCUACCUGGAUCACACCCACCACAUGCCACAGCUAUUACAAUCGGGACAUUUCAUGAUACUGUUUCUGUAUGCAGAUUGAAGAUUUGGGUCUCUGUGCAUCAAGGCUCUAUUGAUACCGUAAAGGAGACUAUCAAGGGCUGAAUCCUAACUUGAUAAACUCACUCUGAAGUCUUAUGUAAAUCAUGCAUUGAUGUUGAUAGGAGAUUUGCAUGGUUUUGAGUUGUGUGCGUAUAUCACCCAUCAGGAUUCUGCUGUUAUAUUAAUACUACUGUUGUGGAAUGCUUCAGAAAGACUCAUAUCUCCUGCCAAUUCUAUUUCAGUCCUUCUGUGAUCUUCUCUGAUUUUCUUUUAGAAUAUGAGCCCAAACAUUGCAGGAUGAAGAAAAAUCUGCCCUAAUUUAAAUCCAAUAGCAUCGCAUCCCUGGUGGUAUUUAGCUUUUAAGAGUCUCUCUGAUCUGAAUAUUCUUACCGAAUUAAUAUUUAAUGCUAUUAAAUUGGUUAUUAUGUCUCUGACACAGUUUUAGUCUGACACUUUCUUAAUCCGAGAAGCAUGUCAGUUUCUUGUAAAAAAGUAUCUGCAUAAGUCAUUUGGAAUCUAGAAAAUAAAGUAUCUAAGAAAAAGUAGAUCCACUCUUAUAAAGUUGUUAUCUAUCCUAGUAUCAUUGGCCCAUACUAAGCUCAUACCCGUACUGUUUUGGGCCCAUAAAAACACUAACAAUACUAUUUUCCCCUCCUCUCUCCCUCUGUUUAUAUCUCUCUCCAUCUCCCUCUCUCAGGAGAUGUUUGACAUCAUCCUGGAUGAAAACCAACUGGAGGAUGCGUGUGAGCACAUGGCUGAUUACCUGGAGGCCUACUGGAAGAGCACCCACCCCGCCAGCUGCAACCCCCCCAACCCGCUGCUGGCCAAGGUGGCUACGGCCGCCCUGCCCUCCAGCCCCGCUCCUGUCUCCAGCAUGCAGGUACAGGUGCUAACCAGGCUCCGGGCCAAUGUGGGCGGCCUGCUCCUGAGCCCAGACAGUCAGGAGGACAGGGAGGGCAGGGAGACAAGUAGCUCACUGGCCAUGAGCAGUCUGUAUCACCACAGAGUCAGCGCAAUGGCACACUGACCACGACAGAGAGAGAGAGAGAUGCAGGACAGAGAGAGAGAUGCAGGACAGAGAGAGAGAGAUGCAGGACAGAGAGAGAGAGAUGCAGGACAGAGAGAGAGAGAUGCAGGACAGAGAGAGAGAGAGAUGCAGGACCGAGAUAUACAGUGAGAAGGAAAAGGAAAGAGAGAGGGAGAAGGGAGGGAGUGAGGAUGCAAUGAGAUAGAGAGAAAGUAAUAGGAAGAGGCAUAGAGAGACAAGGGGUGGCAUGACUGAUGGUGGGCCUGCUAACCAUGACUAAACAAGAUCAUUAAGCCUUGAAAGUACACCGACAAAUCUGGAGCUUGUGUUUUGAAUUGGUUUAACACAGCUGGUUGCUAUCCUUUGAAAUAAUGAAUACUUACAGGCAAAGGAAUUUUGUCAGUUUGAGAAUAAUUAUCUAUUUGAAGUGUCUGUAUUUAACGGCAGCGAACAAUUAGUUUGGGUCAUUUGAUUGAUUCAGAUCAGUUUCAUGUGUAUUUAAAAUGUCCACGUAUUUUCUCCAUCCCCAUGCAUUGCUCCACAUUGGCCAAUGUAAGACUGAAACUCCUAACAAUGAAAGUCCUUUUUAAAACUCCUGAAAAUGCUGAUGAAAAUGCAUCUGAUGAGUGAGGUUAACAUGUCUGAGAUUGUGGUGAGUGGGAGGGACUCAGUCAAAAGAGCUGUGUGGACUUCAAGUGUUAGUUUUCCAUGGGGAUUCAGCCUUGGUCCUGGAGACAUGGGAUGCAUCCCACAUGGCACCCUAUUCCCUAUAUAGUGCAUACUUUUGACCAGGGUCCAUAGGGCUCUGGUUAAAAGUAGUGCACCAUGUAGGGAAUAGGGUGCCAUUUGAGAUGCACAUUUAAAAUUAACCAGUGUAAAUCAAUCAAGUUCAAACUAAUAUGAUUACUUUUUGGGAUACUUUUAGUAUUCUCCAGGACCACAGUCAACCUUCAAUGGUUGAUAACUUCAUUUCAACCUUUGAGUGUGCAGUGCAGUGCACGUGUGUAUUUGAAGUGUGAGUUCGAAUUUCAUGCAUGUGGGUUUGCAUGUGUGUGGAUUUGACAUACUGUAUGGAGGUGGUUGGAGUGUGUGUUUGAUUUGCAUUUGUUUGAGGGCGUGUGUUUGUCUUUGAUUUGAUUUGUAUAUGGAUACAAUGCAUUCAAAAUCAUAGAGGAUAACACAAAAAAGUGUUUUACUCUGCAUAGGUGUGUUGGUGUAUCUAACUGUACUAACGGCCAUGUUGUGUGUUGUGUUGCUAACCCCAGGGCAGCGGGACAGAGCAGAAAGAAGGGGACAAGGCAGGACAAGGUGUGGAGAGGAAGGGCUCCAGAGAGGACCAUCACCAUCACCACCACCACAGCCAGCAUCAGAGUCAGGAGCAGCCAGACGGGGAGCUGGAUGAGGGGGAGGAGGAGGAGGGGGAGGAGGAGGAGAGGCCCCUGAGGACAGAGUCUUCCAGGAGACCCCAGCACAUCCACCACCGCUCCUCCUCUCAGCGGACUGAGCAGCACCACAACAACCACCAUCAUCAUCAUCAUACUGGUGCCGGUGGUGGCCGGGGCAAGGGCCUCUCUCGGGGGGAGACACAGGACUCAGAGACCCCCGAGAGUCGGGAGAGCAGAGAAAGCAGAGACUCAGCCUACAUAGAGCCUCGCACUCACCUCCUGCACCAGGAGGACGAGGAAGAGGAAGAAGAGUUUGGAGAGGAGGAGUAUGAGGAGGAGGGGCUGGGAGAUGGGGGGCACCCUCAGCAGGGGCGCUACGAGGCUCAGCCUCACCCAAGGGACCACAACCACCAUCACCACCACCACCAUCACCGCGGUGGCACUGGCGAGGAGGCGGACCAUGGUACAACAGGACACCACCGCUCCAAGGAGCGCAACGAGCAGGACCACAACGAGCGCAACAAGCCGCGCGGUCACCAGCACCACCAACGACCGGCCCGCGACCACCACCACCACCAGUACUAUGACAGAGACAGGGACAGGGACAGGGAGGGGGAGGUGGCCCCCAAAAAGAGGGGCGACACAGGGGACUGGGCCAGAGACCCCUAUAUUCACCAGUGA
This is a messenger RNA of Coregonus sp. 'balchen', 9084 nucleotides long. Lineage: Eukaryota; Metazoa; Chordata; Actinopteri; Salmoniformes; Salmonidae. The record is from the annotation of a GenBank genome assembly.